This is a messenger RNA of Plasmodium vivax (malaria parasite P. vivax), 2914 nucleotides long. RefSeq names its product WD domain, G-beta repeat domain containing protein. The coding region runs from base 1 to 2121 and encodes 706 amino acids. The transcript has a single exon. Gene Ontology annotation, biological process: regulation of DNA double-strand break processing. Gene Ontology annotation, cellular component: nucleus; site of double-strand break. The record is from RefSeq and is a predicted model, not a curated record. Gene Ontology annotation, molecular function: protein binding. NCBI's taxonomy places the organism in Eukaryota, Apicomplexa, Aconoidasida, Haemosporida, Plasmodiidae.
AUGGAGGACGACGCGGGGAAGAACCCAAACGGAGGGCCAGCCGACUUGAGCGGCCAAAGCGACAACGUGGUGGGGGAUGACGAGUACCCCGAGGAGUUUUCCGAGUCGGGCGAGUCCAAUGAGUUUUCAGAGGGGGGUAAAGAAGAACGCUAUGGGGGAAGGGAAGAUCGCUGUGAGACCCCCCAUGCGAGUAACCUGCAACCCGAGAGGGAAUCAAAACUCCCAUUUGCAAAAAUGAAAGAAGAGGUCCUGCAUGUGCACAAGAAAAACAUAAGCGGGUUGAAGACGGUACGAAAGGGAAGCAGCCUCAUACUGACCGGCAACGACAACUGCAUCCGCGUAUACGAAUUUCAGAGCAUGAAUAGGGAGGACAAAAGCUGCUCCAAACUUAUCACCCUAGCAGAAGGGUCCACCAUUCAGUCAGUAGAUGCGACUAGUAACCUACUUUUGGUGGCGAAUGGAAAUAAGUCCUUUGUGUAUGACCGGACAGGGAAGCUAGUGAAAAACACCAUCAGGGGAGACAUGUACAUUACGGAUGCUAACAAAACGAAGGGACACACGAGAAGCGUUAACUGCUGUCGGUUCCACCCAUGCAAUGAAAGCAUCUUCGCAAGUGCUAGUUUAGAUAGCACCGUUAGAAUUUGGGACUUAGAAAAAAACAACUGUUACGGAAUUGAUAAAGAACUAGUGCACCACCAAUGUAUAAAAGUGGUGAAUGAAAAGAACAUGAUGCAAAAUAAUGUCCUUUGCUGUCAGUUCGUUCGAGAUGGGAACUCCAUCAUCUUGGGAUGUGAAAAUGGCCAGAUUGAAGUGAGAAAUAAAAUAUCAAAUGAUUAUAUGUUCAGCUACAAACCUAAGCAACACAUCGGAAGGGACCUUUCCCAUUCGGAUUCCAUUGUUGACAUUUUGACUUGCAAAAAAAGGGAUCAUUUUUUCUUCACCAGGAGCUUAGAUAACACCGUUAAGUAUUGGGACCGCAGGAACCUACAGAGGUGCGUUAAAAGCAUUGAGGGCAUUCCGACCAUUUUUAAAAACAGCAGCAUGUCUUUGUGGGGGGCUGAUGAGCGGUACUUGGUGCUCGGCACACAGGAAAGGAAGGAAGUGCCAACGGAUGAGGUGGCUUUAAAGGAGCGGGCCGUAGGAGACCCUGGAGGAAGUACCCCUCAUGGAAAGGAGCACUUCCCCCAGGAACUGAAAAGGAAGGGAGCCGAUUUAUAUGCCAACAACUAUGUGAAGGUCUACCAGGGGGAUGAAGACAUGGAGCAGUUCCUAAACCAAGUGGCUGCUUCGAACAAAACGGUAAAGUGCAUAAAGGGCGCUCUGCAAAUUUAUGACACUUACGGGGAGGUCUUCUCCUUGGUGCAUGAGAGGCGGUACGAGGAGGCAGGCAUCAUCUGCACGCAUUUCAGCGACCACAUAGGUCAGCUCUUUCUGGGCACCACGGAUGGGAACUGCCUUGUGUACUACCAUGAUGAGCGUAGCGGUGAUGAGCAGCGCAGCGGUGUUGAGGAGCGCAGCGGUGAUGACCUGUAUGGAGAUGCUGACCGCUGCGGCGUACCCCCCGUGGGGAGGAAGAAAAAGGGAGGCGUCCUUGAGUACCUGCACAAGGGCGUCAAGCGAAAACGGGAAAGGGCCUCCUUCUACACCAACUCUGAGCACAUAUACAAUUUGGACAGCCUGCCAAAGGAAAUAAAAAUAACGGACGCUGGGGAUGUGCUUAUAAAGAAGGACCUCAUCAAUGCGAAGGUUAAAAUGAACCCCAAGCUCAGCUCGUUCACAGCAAAUGCAUAUGAGAAGAAGAGGCAAGUCGGCAUGUACUCUAAAUAUAUUGUAGAUGCCAACCCUAGUGGGAAGGACCCGUCCAGCAGCCAAACCAACAAGGGAAACGAGUAUGAAGAGGAAGACAUCGUAGAAAAGUUGCGAAAAAGAGAACAGAGCAAACAAGGGGGGGACUACUUUAUGAACGCCUACAAGUACACGCAGCCGAGUGCCAUAAUUGACUAUUCCUCUGGUGAGGAGCAGGAGUACUCGCAGCUUUUGAAGAAGCCCAAGUGCCCCCAGUGCGGGGUUAAGAACUGCGUCUGCGGGUUUAUGCGCUCGGGGGGGAGGCGCGCCAGAUGAGGGGGAGCGCAUAUUAGGAGAAGAAGUACAGCAGAUAAUGCGGAGAAGCGUACUCAUUGUGGGGGAGAAGUACCCUCGCGGGGUGCAUGCCCUACACUGCUGCCAUGCGGCGUGGCGACUCCCCGGGUCGAAUGGUCAACACCAUUUACACAGUAACGUCUUUACACAGUCACGUCUUUACGCGGAUGGGCAGUGCGCCUGUGCGGUUUGUUAAGUCAAACUGUACAAAAAAAGAAGCGGUUGGCUGGGGGGGUCACUCCAUUUUGGGGGAGCCCCUCCCGUUUGGGGAGCUCACCUCUGCUGGGGGGACGAUCUGUCUCAGUGCGGAGCCACCCCUUUCCCCGCCUACGAUACGGAGACCGGUUUGGAGUCUCCCUCCCGCAAGCGCUUGUUAUCCUCAAGCAGCUCAACGUACAGCCGCUGGAGCGACUUGUGGUACUCAAUUUCCUUUUGGUUUUCCUCUCGUUCCUCCCGAAUGCGCUCACGGGCAUAGGCCUUCUCCCGCUCAUGCAGAGUGCUGAGCGCGUCCUUCUCAUUCGAAUAAUUUACAUACAAACUGAAUUGAGAGUCAAAGGAUUUUUUAUAACCUUUAAUUUUUCGCUCAUAGCCCUUUGUGUACACGUCGUAUUUGUUUUCUGUUUUUUUAUAGAGCUCCAUAUUUUUGUGAAUGAACUUGUUUAGCUUUUCACAUGUGUGUUUGUAACUCUCUUUGAUGUCUCGCUCGCUCAUGCGCUCGAUGAACGUGUAUGCGUUUUGGGCGGGGCAGAAGAGGACUUGCUCGUUUAGUUCGCUC